Messenger RNA from Papilio xuthus (Asian swallowtail), 1466 nucleotides. RefSeq names its product nuclear FMR1 interacting protein 1 (gene Nufip). NCBI's taxonomy places the organism in Eukaryota, Metazoa, Arthropoda, Insecta, Lepidoptera, Papilionidae. Bases 180 to 1439 code for a protein of 419 amino acids. Gene Ontology annotation, cellular component: nucleus. Gene Ontology annotation, molecular function: RNA binding. Gene Ontology annotation, biological process: box C/D snoRNP assembly. The record is from RefSeq and is a predicted model, not a curated record. The transcript is spliced from 3 exons.
CCUAACCUAAAAUUGUGCCUACAAUAUAUAUAGUUAACAAAAAUUAUAAAUUGUUUUGCCGAUGCUUUCAUCAUAUUACUGUAUAUCUUUUAUUUUGUUUAAGAGAAAAGAAAUCAAGUUUUGUCUUGCGCCAGAACUUAUCCUGUAACGACAUUUGCUUAUAAUUAAAUAAGUGAAAAAUGUAUCAGAAUAAUCCUCGAUUUAGACAUUGGUCUCCUCAGUUUAGACCACGGGGACAGUUUUUACGACGUAAUUAUACACCAAAUCACUUUAGAUAUACAGGACCACAAGUACAAAAUAACUAUGAAUUCUGGUGUGAAACUUGUGACAAAGGAUUUCAGACUCUAAACAUUUUAGAGAAUCAUAAAUCACAACAUCAAAAAUGUAACAUAGAUGGAUGUCAAUUUGUGGCCCACCCUAAAAUCAUAACAAAGCACAUCCAAAUGCAACAUUCUACAGGAUUAUAUAAAAAAAUAUCAAAGUUAAAUAAUCCUGAGGAAAUCCGAAAAUGGAGGGAGGAAAGAAAAUUGAAGUAUCCAACAAAGAAAAACAUAGAAAAGAAAGCAGCGGAAUUAAAAGAAAAAAUAGAAAGAGGUGAAAAAAUGGGCAUGAAUUAUCAGAAGCACCAUAAACAUAGGAAACCAGAAUUAUAUUCAAGAAAUCAACACAAUCAUGCCAUGACGAAAGGGAGGGAAAAAUUCCAAGGAAGACAUAAAAAUAACAAAUUUAAAAAUGAAACUGCCUCAUUUCAUAAGAAACCACAAGCUGCAAAAAAGGUUUGCAGGACAAUACCAAAACCUGAUAAUACACAAAAACUUAAUCCUUUUGCUGGAAUACAACACAUUAUUAUAGAAGACAAUCAUGAUGAAGAAAUUGACGAAUCACUUCAAAACUCCUUGAUUGAAGAUGAUGAUGUUUAUGCUGAAGAGGGAAUAAAUAAUGUAAAUGAAAAAUCACAAUUAGAACCUUCAGUAUGUGGAGCUUUGUCAAGUCUUAUGAAUGAAUAUGGAUCUUCAGAUGAAGAUGUUAGCACUGCUGUAGAUAAAUCUAUCAAUGGUUUGGUAAAACAUCAGGUAGAGUUGACCAAGACCACAACAGAAAUCAAAAAAGAAACAAUAGAGAAGAAACUGCCUAUAACUGCAGAUGUAAAUAAUAAAUGUAAAAGUGAUGAGGACAGUGGCCCUGAAGAAACAGUUAUUACUAAAUCUACGACUGAUCACAAUGUUGAAGAAAAUAGUAGCAAUAAUUUGAAACCAAAAUUAGAGAAAAGGCCGAGGAGUCCACCAAAUAUAAAACAUUAUAAAAGACCAAAAUAUCUGUUGCCUUCCACUUUGCUUGUUAAACUGUUAAGUAGAGAAAUAGAACAAGAACGCAACAUAAUACUUCAAUGUGUCAGACAUACUGUAAAAAAUAACUAUUUUGAUAAUACCAAAGACUGAAUUGUAUUAUAACAUUGUAAAUAUAAU